AUGGAUAACUCGGUUCUGGCCAACCUGGGGAAGUUCACCUUUGGCGGCAACGCGGUCUGCGAAAAAGAGUUCUUGGUGCAGCUCUUCGACCCGGACGCCAGGGGAGAGAUCAGAGUCACGCCGCCAAACCCUCAUGGUUUUGAGCCCCCCAAGGACAAUCCCGAGUUCAGACUCCACACGUGCGACCGACUACUUUCUUCUCCAAGAAUUCCAACUCCCUCCGGCCGGCUCCAUCCGGGCGUCGACCUAGUUUCAUACCGUCCUUCGAGAUUUCCUUCGCCUGGUGGGAAGGACGAGAAUCGAUAUGUAUUCAAGUACAAAUCCAAGAACCCUCAGGAACUCUGGAAUGAGAUCCAGAUGCUGGCGAGAUUCCCCAAACAUCCUCACAUAGCUUGGCUUGACCGGCUCGUCCUAGAUGAGAUGACUGGCUCCCAGGUGGUUGGCUUCACCAUGAGAUAUGCCGCCAACGGCUCCCUUGACAAGUCGAAGCCGCUGUUCAAGCUGAGGUGGCUGAAACAGCUGAUGCAGGUCAUCGAUGACUUGAAUCUCCAGCAUGGCAUCAUCCACCAGGACGUCCACGCUCGAAACCUCGUAACUGACCCCGCCACCGACUCAUAUUCCCAGUACAUGCUGCAAGACUUGAACGAGAACCACUUCAAGGACCCGGCCAAGUGGAUCAAGCGUCCAGACGUGGACCUCAACGACGACGUCGCGGAGUUCUACUUUGAGCUGAUGGCAUGGGUCCGCAGCCGCCGCGCCGCCAAGCCCAUGGCACACUAUACCGAGGCGCCCGAGCACAUCAGCUGGCCCAGUCCGCCCGAUCCUAGGCCGAGCUCAGGCGUGGUCGGUAGUCACCGCGCCCAAGAGCCGCCCUUCCUGAGCUGGAGGCGCCCACCCGCGUCCAAAGUUGAUCCGGCUCGUCGUCUGCUUGCCACGGGGCGGUAUGCCGACCAAGAAGACGCUGCCCAGGCGGCCUGGAAAGCAGCCGCAACAGCCGCUGCAGCAGCAGCAGUGCCGGCGGCGGCGGUGGCGGGUCCACAAGAAGAGACUGACCAGUCUGGCGGUGCUUCCCAACCUGCCAACAAUGCCUCCCGCAAGGCAUCCCCAGCCGCCGGCAGAGGGCUGGCAUCUGAGAACAGCAGCAUUGGCCGUGGCUUGCGAAGUCCACGGUCGCCACGCCAGGGCAAGGUCGCAAAACGGAAGCAGCAGGAGGAUAAUGGAGAUGCUAUUAGUUCGGCCAAUGUACCGGCAAAGAAGCGUACGGCAACGCGCUUGGAGGCUGCUUUGGUGGCAAACUGA
Molecule: messenger RNA, 1299 nt
Organism: Canariomyces notabilis
Lineage: Eukaryota; Fungi; Ascomycota; Sordariomycetes; Sordariales; Chaetomiaceae
Exons: 3
Coding region: 1-1299 (432 amino acids)
Source: RefSeq, a predicted model, not a curated record